Messenger RNA from Linum trigynum, 2405 nucleotides. NCBI's taxonomy places the organism in Eukaryota, Viridiplantae, Streptophyta, Magnoliopsida, Malpighiales, Linaceae. The record is from the annotation of a GenBank genome assembly.
AAAAAUAUAGUGAAAACUGGCUCUCUCCUGCCCCUUAACUAGGUAACACACAUUGUGUUAGUGAACCACGUAAAUCGUGUGCCGUGUUUGCACAUACCUAAUUAAUACAUAAAUUCCUCAAUUUGAUGAAUAUCUAGAGUUGUAAGUUUGAUUGUCAUGAUGUCAUCCCUACCUCAAACGCCAGCUCGGAUAAAAAGCUCGCAUUUAUUUCAUUCAUUAUGGAAAAGGCUCUCGUUUAGAUUUUCCCCGUAAAUUUGGGAACGCGUCGGAGGAAAAGCUCUCAUUUCUCACAUUAUCGAUAUUUUAUUUCCCAUCCUCUCCUCCUUACCCCGACACAUAAAGUCUAAUCCCCACCUUCUUUCCUCUUCCCUUUCUCCGAAGCUCUCAUCUCCGCGGCAAAAAUGGCGGGUCGGAAACCGGACGGCAACGGCCGCGGCGCCGGCGGAGUCCCAUGCGAUUUCUGCAGCGACCAGCUCGCCGUUCUCUACUGCCGAGCCGACUCGGCGAAGCUCUGCUUGUUCUGCGACCAGCACGUCCACUCCGCUAACCUCCUCUCCCGGAAGCACAUCCGCUCCCAGAUCUGCGACAACUGCAGCUCCGAGCCGGUCUCCGUCCGCUGCGCCACCGAUAACCUGGUCCUCUGCCAAGAGUGCGACUAUGACGCUCACGGCAGCUGCUCCGCCUCUCACGACCGCGCUUCUCUUGAAGGCUUCUCCGGCUGCCCCUCCGCCCUCGAGCUCGCCGAGAUUUGGGGCUUCGAUUUCGCCGAGAAGGAGAAGUCUGCGGUGUCUCUGGAGGCUCCAAUUGGCGGCGGAUUGCAGGACUGGAUGGCGCAAAUCGAGGGUUGGAUGUGCGUUUCACAGGACGGAAUCAGCUUCCCGGAUUUGACAGUUCCCGUCGGCAACGCCCUGAUUUUCGGUACUGGCGGGGAGAAGAAGCAAGGGACUGGUGGCUCUAGUUGCGGGAGGUACAAGCAGGUGAUAUAUAAGCAGCUGGUGGAGCUGUAUAAGCGAGAUUUGGUUUCAGGCGGCGAAGGCGGAGAGAUUCCGGUGUCGGAUACGCCGAGCAGGAAUUGCUGGGAGGGAACUAAUCAGGCUAACGGAAUUGAUCCAGACUGCGGUGGCGAGGGAUGGGAGCAAAAGGAACCGCCGAUGGCGCCGUUCUCGUGUUUGCUUAACGAAUUGCCACCGCCGGCGGAAGCAGAAUCGAAAGCCACCACCACUACUGAUCGAUUCGUCGGAGUGAGCACACUGUGGAAUGGUAACAGUAACAGUAACCAGAACAACAGUAACAAGCCCGCCGCUCACGGUACUACACAGAUAUGGGAUUUCAAUUCAGGACAGUCGAGGAACCAAGAAGAUGAUGGUGGCUUGGAGGUAGGCUACGGCGUAGGCAAUCAAGCAGGUUUCUCCAUAAAGGGUAUCGGCGAGUUGAUCAAAGAAUCAUCAGUGGCGGGGGAUAUAUACCAAUUUGAUUGUUCCUCCAUUAGACACGAAGACAUGGUCUCCUUCACCAAGAAGAAGUCGAACAACCCAACAAUGAGCCAAGGUGCAGCAACGACGUCAGAGAGCAACAACAACCACCAUCCGCUGUCAACAAAGGCGCCCUUCAAGAAGGCCUCUUCCGGGGAAGGGAGCGGUGUUGCUACGUUGGCCCCUGGAGGUGGGAGCAAGGUAGUGGAUGUGGUAGUGAUGGCGCAGAACAGAGGGAAUGCAGUGCAACGGUACAAGGAGAAGAAGAAAACACGAAGAUUCGAUAAGCACAUACGGUAUGAAUCGAGGAAGGCUAGAGCUGAAACGAGGAAGCGAGUGAAGGGACGGUUUGUGAAAGCCACCGAUGCACCAUAGAGUUGAGAUUGGAGCUUCUAUGUAGAACAAGGGUUCUUCUUUUCCUCUUCUUUUUCUGUUGUACUUGAUAGAUGAUAGAACAAGCAUGUUGUACAUAUACUUAUGAACGGCAAACAGGCAAAAGAACAGUUCUUUCUUCUUCUUCUUCUUCUUCUUCUUGCUGCUGUGUGUGGCUUUGUUUUCUUCCUUCUUCUAGCUGACUGUUCUGGCAUAAUUUUCAUCAACAAUCUUGCCAUCUGGGCUGUCUCCAUAUUCAUUACUGAGUACUGAGUUUUUUGUGGACUGACUCCCUAUUUUUCUGGGCCCAAAUCUUAGUUCAAAAGGCCCCUCCGUCCAUUGGGCUUUUGGCGCAAAUGCAUUGCAGUUCCAGCAGAGCAAACAGAGACUCCUAACAGCAAAAAGCCGAAGCGAAAGUCUUCUGGAAUUUCUGGCCAUGUCGGUCUGGUAUUUUGAUAUGGCUGGCAGCAUAAGUCAGUCCACUCUUCAGCUGAUCUUAUCAAACUCCAAGACUUUGAAUCAGUCAGUCAUGGCGUCUUCAAUUAAAUUUUUUUUUUAGAA